AUGAAGCGAGACCGGCUGAAACCCACCUAUACACAGCCGGCCUGCUCUGCACAGGGGCCCUUUGAACUGCCAGCAUUCUCAUCCCAGGGGGACUUCAUACUGGGGGGUAUAUUUCCCCUUCACUACCGGGUGGAGCUGCCAGGCACAGACUUCAAAGAUCAGCCACUGGCAGUACAUUGUCGUGGAUUUGACCCGAGGGCUUUCCGCUGGGCUCUGGCAAUGAGGCUGGCGGUGGAGGAGAUCAACCGGAGUGAAAGGCUACUGCCCAACCACACGCUGGGCUACAAAAUGUUUGACUCUUGUGCCACGCCCAUCACGGCUCAGAGAGCAGUUUUGGCAGUGCUGAAUGAGCAGGGGGAAGAGCAGAGCCCUAUGUGUUCUAGCGGCAGCCCGUUGCUAGCCAUGGUAGGAGAAUCCGGCUCCUCACAGUCCAUCGUUGUGUCCAGAACUCUGCAGCCAUUUUGUAUACCCAUGAUCAGCUAUUUCUCCACCUGCUCAUGCCUGAGCAACAGAAAAGAAUACCCAACCUUUUUCCGGGUCGUUCCGAAUGAUAACCAUCAGGUUAAAGCCAUUGCAAGCCUCUUGCAGCGCUUCAGUUGGAAGUGGGUUGGUGUGGUCCGGGAAGACCACGACUAUGGCCACUUUGCACUACAGGGACUGAAAAGGGAGAUCCAGAACACAGAGGUGUGUCUGGCUUAUGAUGAGAUGAUCCCGAAAGACUAUAGGAGAGAGAGGGUUCUGCAGAUUCUUGAGGUGAUGAGGGUUUCCACAGCCCGGGUAGUGGUGGUCUUCUCUGGAGAAGGAGAGUUUUAUCCCUUCCUCAAGGAGUUUGUCAUGCAGAACAUCACAGGUAUCCAGUGGGUGGCCAGCGAGGCCUGGGUCACUGCCAACUUGCUGGCAGAAACGUAUCCAUUCCUAGACGGAACUGUUGGUUUCGCCAUCCGCGCUGGGAAACUCCCGGGUCUCAGGGAAUUCCUUCUGACGGUGAACCCUGACAGGCCCCUGCUGCCCCCCUGCUCAGGACAGGAGGCUAUCCUUGAUCAACAUUCAGCCUACAUGAAUACCUCCAGCCCCAGAGUGACCUAUAAUGUUUACAAGGCUGUGUAUGCAAUCGCCCACUCCAUGCACAACCUCCUCUACUGCCAGCCUGGGACAGGGCCCUUCCUCAACCACUCCUGUGCUAACAGCAACAAUGUAUAUCCCUGGCAGCUCCAGUACUAUCUCCACAAUGUGUCCUUCAGUGUAUCUGGAGAGGAGGUGAACUUUGAUCAGAAUGGGGACACAACCCCAUCCUAUGACCUCAUCAACUGGCAAAGGGGGGAAGACGGAAUUCCUCGCUUUGUCACAGUAGGGAUGUAUGAUGGAACAAAGGAUUCUGGGAAGGAACUGGUGAUCCAGGAAGAGAAGAUAAUGUGGGAGGGGCAUCAGAGUAAGGUGGUCUCUGUGUGCAGUGCCAGCUGUCCUCCAGGAUUCAGGAAGGCUAUCCGUCAUGGGGAGCCUCUGUGCUGCUUUGACUGUUUACCAUGUGACAGCGGCAAGAUUAGUAAUCAGACAGAUUCUCUAGACUGUGAUGAAUGUCCUGAAGAUUAUUGGUCCAAUGCUGAUGGAACAUUGUGCAUCCUUAAAGUGGUGGAGUUCCUUUCCCAUGAUGCAAUGGGGAUAGCCCUGAUGGUGAUAGCUGUAGUUGGUGCCUGCCUGACGGCCGCUGUUCUGACAGUUUUUCUCCAUCACAGGACCACUCCCAUUGUCCGUAUCAACAACUCUGAGCUGAGUUUCUUCAUCCUGCUGUCCCUGACUCUGUGCUUCCUUUGUGCUCUUGUCUUCAUUGGUGAGCCCACCUCCUGGUCCUGCAUGCUUCGCCACACUGCCUUCAGCAUCACCUUCUCCUUCUGCAUAUCUUGCAUCCUAGGCAAGACUUUGGUGGUCCUGGCUGCCUUCACUGCCACCAGGCCUGGGGACAACAUCAUGAAGUGGCUGGGGCCAAAACAGCAGAGAGUUAUCAUAUUCUGCUGCACCCUGGUUCAAGUGCUGAUCUGUGCUGCUUGGCUCAUCGCUGCCCCACCCUUCCCCAUCAAGAACACACAAGCCUAUCAUUCCAAGAUCAUUCUGGAGUGCAGUGUGGGAUCACAACUUGCCUUCUGGUGUGUUCUGGGAUACAUCGGCCUCCUGGCCUGCCUUUGCUUUGUCUUGGCCUUUUUGGCCCGAAAACUGCCAGGAAAUUUCAACGAGGCCAAAUACAUCACUUUCAGCAUGCUCAUAUUCUGUGCAGUCUGGAUCUCCUUCAUCCCAGCUUAUGUCAGCUCUCCUGGGAAGUUCACUGUAGCUGUGGAGAUCUUUGCUAUUCUGGCCUCUAGCUUUGGGCUGCUUUUUUGUCUGUUUGCUCCAAAAUGUUACAUUAUUCUGCUGAAGUCUGACAAGAACACUAAACAACAUCUUAUGGGAAAUAAUUUCAAAUGUAUAAAUUAA
Molecule: messenger RNA, 2466 nt
Organism: Esox lucius (northern pike)
Lineage: Eukaryota; Metazoa; Chordata; Actinopteri; Esociformes; Esocidae
Product: extracellular calcium-sensing receptor-like
Exons: 8
Coding region: 1-2466 (821 amino acids)
Biological process (GO): G protein-coupled receptor signaling pathway
Cellular component (GO): membrane
Molecular function (GO): G protein-coupled receptor activity
Source: RefSeq, a predicted model, not a curated record